Molecule: messenger RNA, 3134 nt
Organism: Eptesicus fuscus (big brown bat)
Lineage: Eukaryota; Metazoa; Chordata; Mammalia; Chiroptera; Vespertilionidae
Gene: TMEM65
Product: transmembrane protein 65
Exons: 7
Coding region: 265-984 (239 amino acids)
Biological process (GO): cardiac ventricle development; regulation of cardiac conduction
Cellular component (GO): mitochondrion
Source: RefSeq, a predicted model, not a curated record
CGCCCCCCCUCCCAGCCCGAUCGCCUCGCACAAACUUUGUCUCAUCAGAGGGACCGGAGCCGCCGCGGGCCUUUUGGAAGGGGUCGGGGACGGAAGAGGACGCGGGAGCCGUGCGGGCCCGGGGAGUGCAUGGUGCCCGGCGCCUCGGCUGCCCAUCUGGAGGACAUCGGGGCGGGGUCGGCGGAGCCCAGCUCUUUCUAGCCUCUGCCUCGCCCGAGAUCGCCCUCCCGGACUGCCGCGGGGGUCCCCGCGCCCCAGCCCGCCAUGUCCCGGCUGCUGCCGCUGCUGCGGAGCCGGACCGCGCGCAGCCUGAGGCCGGGCCCGGCCGCCGCCGCCGCGCCCCGCCUGCCGUCCUGGUGUGGCUGCGGGCGGGGGCUGCUGGCGAUCGCGUUCCCCGGAGGCUCCCCCGGCGGCCCCCGGGCGCUGGGCACCCACCCCAAGGAGCCCAUGGAGGCGCUGAACACGGCGCAGGGCGCGCGCGACUUCAUCUACAGCCUGCACUCCACCGAGAGGAGCUGCCUGCUCAAGGAGCUGCACCGCUUCGAGUCCAUUGCCAUCGCCCAAGAAAAGUUGGAAGCUGCGCCACCCACCCCGGAGCAGCUGAGAUACGUGUUCAUCCACAAUGCGAUACCUUUCGUGGGGUUUGGCUUUUUGGAUAAUGCAAUUAUGAUUGUUGCAGGAACCCAUAUUGAGAUGUCUAUUGGAAUUAUUUUGGGAAUUUCAACUAUGGCAGCUGCUGCUUUGGGAAAUCUUGUGUCAGAUUUAGCUGGUCUUGGACUUGCAGGCUAUGUCGAAGCUUUGGCUGCCAGGUUAGGCCUGUCAAUCCCUGAUCUCACACCAAAGCAGGUUGACAUGUGGCAAACGCGAGUUAGUACACAUUUGGGCAAAGCUGUUGGGGUGACUAUUGGCUGCAUUCUAGGAAUGUUUCCUUUGAUUUUCUUGGGAGUAGGUGAAGAAGAUGAAAAACUGGAAAAGAAAAAUUAACCCUCGUAGAGUACCUAUAAAAAGAUGUAAACUAAUGUACCUCAAUGAUUAAAUAUGCUGUCACAACAUUUAGGAAUUAAGACAGUAACAGUGUAUAGAUAUGGGAUCAAAUAAUUCAGCAUGUAUUAUGGAAAACACUAACUUAUUGUGGCUUGGUUUUCUUAGGACAUCUUUUUAAAAAAAAAACUGUUUAGUAUCAUUUCGUGUAAAUUGUUGAAAUGCUUUUUCAUCAACAGCAGUCAACAUUUUAUCUUUUCCCUCUCUUUCUUUAUAUAUCCAAAUAUCAUUUAUCAGUCAUUGAUGUAUUGUCCUGACUUGGGGUUUAUUUGUUAUGUAACGUGUAUUUGCAUGAAAACAUUUUCUGUUAUUGUGUUCCCUAUAGUUACAAUUCAACCUUAAGAUUUUUCCAAAUUACAUAAGAUGUUUAUUGUCAGUUGAAGAUUUUUUACUCGCUUUCUGGCAACAUCAAUUUUGUACUGUUUCACAGUAAACAUUCAUAAUCAUAUAAUUUCAGUCACUUUUAUUUAGUCCCACAUUUAUUCAAAACAGAUGCAGACUUUAAGUGUUUUAAGUUUCUGUUAUCCAUUCUAAUUUCUUGUCUCAAGUGCCAGAGGUCAAUCAGAAUGAGCAAUUAUGUGGUCUUCGUACUACAUAAAACCAUAUAUCUUAAGUAUAUUAUUUUGAAUGGAUUGUUUUACUUUUAAUUUCUCAAUUUUGCAUCAUUACAUGGUGGUUUUUGACUCAUGAGAGGAAGAGAAUUAUUAUUGUGGGUUCUUUUCAAUGGUGAUCAUGGAAUUAGAGUGAACUAAGGGGUUUGACAUGACACUUGAAAAUUAAGAGGCUAAACAAAAUUUUUCAGAGAAAUAGAAAAUGGGAACUGUCCAGAAGGUUUGUGGUAAAAAUGGUGAAGUGGAAAGGAUGUUUGUAAGGUUAAUGAGAUACAAAUUAUAUUGUACAGGAAAGAUUUGUUCCCUCCACAAUGUCUUUUCAUCUGAAUUAAAUGAGUCUGAGUACUUCCUAUUCAUAAUCCUGAUGUUAUAUCUUGUUUAAUGAAUUUUACUUCUAGAUAACUUUUUUUGAGGUGAAAAAUAUUAUAUAUAUAUACACAUAUAAAUGUAUAUGUAUAUUUUUACAUUUAUUUCAGAGAGGAAGGGAAAGGGGAGAGAGAGAGAUAGAAACAUCAAUAUUGAGAGAUAAUCUUUGAUUGCUGCCUCCUGAAUGCCCCCCUACUGGGGAUCAAGCCGAAACCCGAGGCAUGUGCUGUGCCUGGGAAUCAAACCAUGACCUCCUGCUUUACAGGUCGAUGCUCAACCAGUGCGCUACACUGGCCAGGCAAAAAUAUUUUAUAUUUCGCUCUUUGCUACAUAUAGUCUAAUAGUCAAAAGUUACAUGAGUUGAAAUCUUUUUUUUUUUCUUUUUGGUCUUUUUUUCUUCUUUUGUGGUAUUUAAAUCAGAUUCUAGGUUGAAGUUAUUUAUUCCAAUCUUGUAUAUCUGACUUAAGUAUAACCGUGUAGGAAUCAUAAGUUUUAAUUUUAUGAACCCUUAAAGUUUGUUAGCAUGUUGCCUGUUACACAUGCCUAAAGAAAACACAUCAUGGAGGAGAAAAACUGAAAUUAAAAUUACUAUUUGGGCCGCUGAAAUUAUUAAAGUUGGUAAAUAGAUGCAAAAGAAGGGAAACUUAUAAGAUGGCUGUAUUUACAGCUAUAACUUAUUUUAAAAGUUUAUUUGCAAAUACGUACUUUGAACUCUUUUUUACAAAGGAACUGAUUUUCCCCCACAAGGCAAUUUACCAUAAUUUCGCUUCGGUGCACUUCAAAAUAAUUUAGUGUUAUCCUUUAAUCAUAGAUUUUAGAAGGAAAAACAUAAAUCAAACAAUGAAAAGAUAAACAUAUACCAUUCUUAUUGUGUACAAAUAGUAUGACAGUCUCUUUUGAUCAAAUUAGAAUAGAACUUGAUAUCUUAAACAGAAUUGUGGUUUGUAUCUUUCACAUAGUACCAUACACACACCAAAAACAAUUUUUUUUGGUAAAUAUUUAUGUGCUUUUGUCCCUAACUUGUAUAUUGCCAGUCCUUUCUGUUUUCUAAAAAAGCAUAUUAUUGUGGUGCUUAAAUUUUUCUUUAUUAAUUAAAUCCCAUAUCCAGAAACUGCC